Penicillium malachiteum is the source of this 975-nucleotide messenger RNA. Its product is annotated as sedoheptulose-7-phosphate:D-glyceraldehyde-3-phosphate transaldolase TAL1. Gene Ontology annotation, molecular function: transaldolase activity. Bases 1 to 975 code for a protein of 324 amino acids. The transcript has 4 exons. Gene Ontology annotation, cellular component: intracellular anatomical structure; cytoplasm. The record is from RefSeq and is a predicted model, not a curated record. NCBI's taxonomy places the organism in Eukaryota, Fungi, Ascomycota, Eurotiomycetes, Eurotiales, Aspergillaceae. Gene Ontology annotation, biological process: carbohydrate metabolic process; pentose-phosphate shunt; pentose-phosphate shunt, non-oxidative branch.
AUGUCUUCUUCUCUUGAGCAGCUUAAGUCCACUGGCACCGUUGUCGUUUGUGACUCUGGUGACUUUGCCACCAUCGGCAAGUACAAGCCCCAGGAUGCUACCACCAACCCCUCCCUGAUCCUGGCUGCUUCCAAGAAGCCCGAGUACGCUGCUCUGAUCGAUGCUGCCGUUGCCUACGGCAAGCAGAACGGCAAGUCCGUCGAUGAGCAGGUCGAUGCCACCCUGGACCGUCUCCUGGUUGAGUUCGGCAAGAAGAUCCUGGAGAUCAUCCCCGGCAAGGUCUCCACUGAGGUCGAUGCCAAGCUGUCCUUCGACACCGAGGCUUCCGUCAAGAAGGCCCUCGAGAUCAUUAAGCUGUACGAGGACAACGGUAUCUCCAAGGACCGCAUCCUGAUCAAGAUCGCCUCCACCUACGAGGGUAUCAAGGCUGCCCACAUCCUGCAGUCCAAGUACAACAUCAACUGCAACCUGACCCUCAUGUUCUCCCUCGUCCAGGCCAUCGCCGCCGCCGAGGCCGGUGCCUUCCUCAUCUCCCCCUUCGUUGGCCGUAUCCUUGACUGGUACAAGGCCGCCCACAAGCGCGACUACACUGCCCAGGAGGACCCUGGUGUCAAGUCCGUCCAGGACAUCUUCAACUACUACAAGAAGCACGGUUACAACACCAUUGUCAUGGGUGCCUCUUUCCGUAACACCGGCGAGAUCACCGAGCUUGCUGGCUGUGACUACCUGACCAUCUCCCCCAACCUUCUGGAGGACCUGUUCAACUCUACCGCUGCUGUGCCCAAGAAGCUCGAUGCUGCUAGCGCCGCUUCUUUGGAUAUCCCCAAGCGCGAGUACCUCCACCACGAGGCUGAGUUCCGCUUCGACUUCAACGAGGAGGCUAUGGCCGUUGAGAAGCUCCGUGAGGGUAUCUCCAAGUUCGCUGCUGAUGCAGUUACCCUUAAGGAGCUCCUCAAGGCCAAGAUCCAGGCUUAG